AAGAGGACAGACCUUGCUUACUUUUGCUCUAGUGUGGCUAAUUCUUCUCUCCCCCCCCCCUCACACACCACCACCACCACCACUACCACUUCACCCCCCUCCUGCACCACCACCACCACCACCACCACCACCACAGCACCUCACCACAGCGUUAUGUCCACAGUUACCAUGGAGAGUUCAACAGCACUUUCUCAGAGUAUGGAUUCCGUCAAUACAUCUGCUGCAGAGGAGGAGUUUUGCUCUCUUUCACAGGUGCGCACGCUGUUUGUGAGUGGGUUGCCUAUGGACGCGAAGCCACGAGAACUUUACCUGCUGUUCAGAGCCUAUGAGGGAUACGAGGGGUCACUUCUCAAGGUGACGAGUAAGAACGGAAAGACUGCCUCGCCCGUGGGAUUUGUCACCUUCAGCACAAGAGCAGGAGCCGAGGCAGCAAAACAGGACCUUCAGCAAGGAGUAAGAUUUGACCCAGAUAUGCCACAAACAAUAAGGCUGGAGUUUGCAAAGAGUAACACUAAAGUCAGCAAACCAAAGCAACAGUCUCCCCCCGCUGCAGCGCCACACCCGACUCUCGUACACCCCUUCACUGGACUAGAGCUCAAUACCGCCUUCUUCCCCGGUGGGCCUGACGUGUGGCCGCCCCACCCACUCGCCUACACCGCGGAGCUGCCCGGAUCAGCCGCCGCCGCCGCCGCCAGUCUGCAGCACCACCAUCCCGCCCUCUUCCCUGCCCUUCACGCUCAGGUCCCAAUGGUGCUCGAGGGAGGGGGGCACUGGCCCCCCCUGGCUCUCCCACACGCCCCCAUGGUCUCCCACGCCCCAGGGGUAGUGAUGCCCUCCCCCGCCCUGGCCUCCCCCGCUGGUCCCCACUCAGCCCACCCCGCCCCCCCACAGCAGCACCCCCACAACCCCCCCUGCUCCACCCUCUUCAUCGCCAACUUGGGGCCCAAUGUGGCUGAACACGAUCUGAAGGACAUUUUCUCAAGGCCACCCCACACCCCCAUGACAGCACCCCACCCACCCCCAACACCCCCGACCCCCCUCACCUGCUGGGUGACCUGUGAACUACCAAAGCAGCAACCAAAGCUAGUGAGAAGGGAAGUGUGGUGA
This is a messenger RNA of Portunus trituberculatus (swimming crab), 1107 nucleotides long. Its product is annotated as protein couch potato-like. The record is from RefSeq and is a predicted model, not a curated record. Lineage: Eukaryota; Metazoa; Arthropoda; Malacostraca; Decapoda; Portunidae. Gene Ontology annotation, molecular function: mRNA binding.